AUUUGCCUCAAAUAAAAAAGACACUUUCUUCAAUUUCCAAGGGCGAACUUCCCUCGUGUUCACCAACCAGCAUUUGGGGGUGAGAAUUUAUUCGUAUAAUAAUGUUGAAACCCAUCAAUCAUCAUCAUCAUCCAAUUCAUUCAUUCGCAUCCAAAAUGCAAAUGCGUACAUGAUAUGCAUGCGCGUGGCGGCAUGAAUGAAUGAGAUUCGCGAUUUGGACGCCGUGCGCGAUCGUGACCGAAUGAAUGGAGUCGUUGAAAAGCUGGCGGUGCAGGAAUGUGCUAGGUUUGGUGGCGUUGACGUUGUUGUUGUGGGGUGGGGGCGGGGCAGAUGGGUUUAUCGGGGUGUAUUGGGGCCGAUUUGCAACCCAAAGUAUGGUGCCCUCAAUCGCGGUGGAUUUGCUUCUGCAGAAUGGGAUUUCUGAGAUCCGGUUGUACGCGCCGUCACCGAACGUGCUGACGGCACUGGAGGACAGCUCUCUAGGCGUCACCGUCACCGUACCCAACGAUUUCGUGAGAAGGAUGAAAUGGAGCAAUCUCCGCAACAUUCGCGACUGGAUCACUGAACUCAUUGCGGUGCCCGUUCAAAGAGGAGUCAAAAUUAAGACAAUAAUCGUUCUUGAUGAACCAUUCCUUCGCAUCUCAGCGCUAGAACCAAUUUCGAAUGCAACAAAAGUCUUCAGGGAAACGGUGGAGAGUCUGCAUAGCACAAACCUGUCACAUAUAAGAACAACCACUUCCCACUUCACAGAUAUAUUGAAGAUUGUGAACAAGCCAUCCGAAGCCGAGUUUCGGGACGAUAUCAAGGACGAGAUGCUAGAAUACCUGAGCCUGUUCAACAGCACCAAUUCCUUUUUCAUGUACGAUGUCUACCCGAUCUUCUCGGCCCAAGCCAACAACUGGCCCAUCGAAUUUGCUUUCAUGGACAACAAGUCCAACUUCAGCAUUGUAGACGGGCAAUACGCCUACACGAAUGCCUUUGAGUUCAUGUUUGAUGCACUUGUUGUUGCCAUCGAAAAGGCCGGGUACCCGAACAUGGAAAUCGUGAUCGGGCAAGUCGGGUGGCCAACAGACGGGGCUAAAGACGCCAAUGUUACUAAUGCAGAAAGGUUUUACCGCACUUUUCUCAAGCAUAUAGUGGACAAAAAGGGAACCCCGAGACGACCAAACACUAACAUAGAUGUGUUCCUUGCUACAUUGACCGAUGAGAACAGGAUUCCCCUAGUUUUAGGGAACUACCAACGUCGAAGGGGAAUCUACAACUAUGACGGCACACCCAAAUUCAAGAUUGACUUCUCUGGGCAGGGGCGGGACAUCUACCCGUGGGCAGCCAAGGGGAUAGUGAAAAUGCCUUCGCGCUGGUGCAUAUUCAAUGGAGACCAGAGCAACUUGACUAAGGUGGAUGAGCAGGUGAAGUUUGCCUGCAACAAAUCUGACUGCUCCUCUCUCUACUUUGGUUCCUCAUGUGGCAACCUUAACUACACCUGGAAUGCCUCCUAUGCCUUUAACAUGUAUUACCAGUCCAACAACCAGGAGCUGGAAAAUGGGGCUUGCAGUUUUGCAGGAUUGGGCGCGUUGACUCCGUUUGACCCCUCGGUGGGUACUUGUACCUUCCCGGUGGAGAUUUUGACGGCUGAGAAGGUCGAUGGGGGCGUGCAAAUGCUCAACUAUGUUGGGUAUGCGCAAUCUGGUGCCACAUCUUACUCCGCAUUGCAGAUUUCGAUUGCUCUUCCAUUGUUUUCCUGUCUAUUUGUCUUGAUCAAACACAUUUCUAGUAAGCACUCCUCAUUUUUAUGACAAGUUGGGUUCCCAUGUUAUUGUAAAAAAAAAAACUGUGGACAUCUAAAAUUAGUGGGCCAUUAUAGUUCAUGAAUCAAUUGGGCUUACGAUGUAAUCAUGACGGUAUGUUAUUGUCAUUGGGCUUCUUGAAAAUCUACCGGGCUAUUUUACAUCUUAUUGGGCCCCCUUUGAAUGCUAUUG
This is a messenger RNA of Cuscuta europaea, 1979 nucleotides long. NCBI's taxonomy places the organism in Eukaryota, Viridiplantae, Streptophyta, Magnoliopsida, Solanales, Convolvulaceae. The record is from the annotation of a GenBank genome assembly.